CUGGCCAGCAUGUUUCAAACCUUGAAAAACAGGUGCAAGGAAAAUGGUUGGCCAAAGGACUGCAGUGAGAUCCCCGCUGGCAGCUCCAGUGGCAUCUACAUCAUCCAGCCUGCUGGAUUCCACCAGCUCGUGGUGUACUGUGAAAUGGAUGUGACCGACGGGGGCUGGACAGUCGUCCAGAGGAACCGGCAUGAUACAGAGAUCACCUGGGCUGAGUCCUGGAGCACCUACAAGUAUGGCUUUGGCAAUGUGCAGAGUGACUACUGGCUAGGCACUGAGUACAUCUAUCAGAUUGCCAAGCAGAAGGUCUACCAGGUCAAGUUUGUUGUCGAGGAUGCCACAGGCAGCCCCAAGUUCGCAGACUACAACCUCUUCAGUCUGGAAGAUGAAUCCCAUGGUUACCGGUUGAGGCUGGGCUCCUACACCGGGACAGCAGGAGAUGCCAUGACCUCAGACAAYCCCAAMAAKGUGCAYRACARCAUGAAGUUCUCURCAAARGAUCGAGAUGAAGACACUUACAGAGGGAAUUGUGCCUACAGCUAUGAGGGUGGAUGGUGGUACUCGGCAUGUUAUUCUGUACGGCUGAAUUUCAAGGGUGGCCUGACAUGGGGUAGCCUGUGCAAUGGGAACUGCAAAUCAUCUCUCAUCCUCAUCAGACCAGCUCCUUACCAUUAGCACUCCUUCUCCUGCUGUUCUGCACUGAGCACAAAGCCGGACCAGGGUUCUCCUGGGGCCCCUCUUUCCAGAAAGAAAGAAGAAAAUAGCUCCUGAUAUGCAGGGAUAUCCCCAUUCACCCCCAGCCUUCCAGUCAGUGAAGUAGCAAAGCUCCCUGCUUUGUAGAUACCAAGCCUUUCACCUAAGCUGGGUUUUUAUGGAUCAUUAGUGGUACAGAACUUUAGAAACAUUGACGUUUCUAAGCAUGCUCCUUCUGGUGAGAAAACUGUGGACAGGAAUUGAAAGCUCUCCUGAUCCAGUUAGCUCCAUUCACCUCUCUGCUUUAAGGGCAUGGAAGAAUAUCCCAUGACUUCAGCAGAAAAAUAUCCAUCAUCACUAGCUGAGAACUUGACCAGCUCUGAGCACAGGCAGACCUUGCAUGCACUAUAUCUCUGCUGUAGUUUGUAGUUGUGCUACAGAAUAAAAUUGCUUUCCAGAACC
Messenger RNA from Nothoprocta perdicaria, 1155 nucleotides. RefSeq names its product fibrinogen-like protein 1-like protein. The record is from RefSeq and is a predicted model, not a curated record. Bases 10 to 675 code for a protein of 221 amino acids. NCBI's taxonomy places the organism in Eukaryota, Metazoa, Chordata, Aves, Tinamiformes, Tinamidae. The transcript is spliced from 2 exons.